AUGAUCAGCAUGUGGGCAGUGGUGGAGCAUGUGAGGGUGGCAAGCGGUGCCGCGGAGCUGGCCAUCUUCACCGCGAUCCUCUACUGGUUCUUUACGUCCAGCCGGGUCGCCGAUAUGCUGGAAGUGGUGGGCGAACGUGUAGGAGGGUGGUGUGGUCGAGACUCUGGCUCCCUGCGGCAGGCGGUCCGCGCUAGACGACGGCACCAUAACGACGUCUACUCAAAGCUGGACAGUGAGAUUGCUACUCGGACAUCAUCCCUGUACCGAGUGAAGGAGGGUCCCGUGGUCCCGGCGCCGCAGCCACCGCGACGUCCCCCCGCCGGACUUGCAUGUGCACGCUGUGCGCCGAUGUCUAGGGAAUCCUGGCAUGACCCGAAGUCAACAGAGUCUGGCUCCGUGAUCAACAUCCUGGACAUUGGUCGUCAGAACUUCGCAAACGGCGGUGUCGUCUCGCGCUACCUCUGCGAUCUGGCACAAUGUCUCAACCUCGUCAAGUACGACUACAAAGAUGUAGUGCCUAGCGUAGUUAAUGACGAGCGUUUCCAAAGCGCCAUUGAAGACACGACGCGGGAGGAGCUCGAAAAAGCAAAGAGGGAAAAGAAGGAUGACGACGUCCAGGAUGAACGGAUUUAUGCGGAAACUAGGCGACGAGUGGAGGCGCGAGCCAUGAAAGUCUUGAUGAAUAUCAGCUCUGCUAUGUCCAAUAAUGUACUCAGACUAGUGGCAUGGCUCUGUCAUAAGGCGAUCCGCCGUAUCGCCGGUGGUGGCUGCAGUACACGAUCUGAGUGUGUGGAGAGACUCCGUAGGGCCAAGGCGGCCGGUCUGCCGCUGGUCUUCGUACCCUUGCAUCGUUCCCACUUCGAUUACAUCCUGGUCACGUUCACGCUGUAUUUGACAGGCCUGAGGCCGCCCUUGGUCGCGGCCGGGGAUAAUAUGAAGAUACCAUUUUUUGGAUGGAUCCUGCGCGGCUGCGGUGCCUUCUACAUCAGGCGACGUAUCGACGGCUCUGAGUACCACGGGGAUCCCAUAUACAAAUCUGCUCUGAGAGCAUACAUCCUCAACAGUCUGGGCGUGAACAACAAUUUGGAGUUUUUCAUAGAAGGUGGACGCACAAGAACAGGAAAGCCACAGCCGCCGAAAGCCGGCAUCCUGUCGGUGAUAAUGGACGCUUACCUCGAGGGUACGAUCGACGACGCGUUACUAGUGCCGGUGACUCUCAACUACGAACGGCUGGUGGACGGCAGCUUCGUGCGGGAACAGUUGGGGGUGCCCAAGCAGAUGGAGACCUUCUGGUCCGCACUACGCGGCAUCUGGCGUACACUUAACACCGAUCACGGUGGAAUACGCGUCGACUUCAACCAGCCUAUCUCGCUCAAAGAGUUGGUGACAUCGUUCCAGAAAUACAACUAUCUGAAGGCGCCUAUAGAACGGUGCCUCAGUCCACCUAACAACAACCUGGCUGUUAAUCUAGAUCGUCAGAUUCUCUACAACCAUAGCCACUCCAGUUUGUAUGGAUCGGACGUGAGCACAGACCAUAAGAUGAUGGUGGAGGCCAUCGGAAGACAUCUUGUCUAUGACGCGGCGCAGUCGACCGCGCUGAUGAGCACGAACGUGGUGUCGUACGUGCUGCUGGCCGAGCAGCGCGCCGGCUGCUCCCUGCAGCGGCUGCAGCGCUGCGUGGCCGCGCGAGCUGCGGCGCUCAGUGCGGCCGGACGCGACCUCGGCUACAGCGCUGACACCGCUGCACUGCUCGCACACGCUCUGGACAUGCUAGGCAGCGCACUCGUACGUCGGGAAGGUCGACAACGAGAUCAAAUUCGCGCGCAGCCAUCUUUAGCCGCGGCAUUAGAACUUUCCUACUACGCCAACGCACUCGUCGCUCACUAUGCCGCUAACGCCAUUCUAGCAACCGCUUUAGAGAGCAUAAUUUGCCAGCAGAGCCGCGACGAAGAUACAAUCCGUCACACUGAUCUCAUAGAAGCAUCCCUCCAGUUGUGCGAAAUAUUGAGUCAAGAAUUCAUUCUGUGCCCACCGUGCCACCGUAUUGAAGAGAGGAUGUUGGAAGCUAUCAACUCAUUGGUAGCCGAUGACGUAAUUAGUCAAGUACAAACAAAUGAAGCAUUAGAAGAGCAGAAGUGGUCGCGUCGGUUUGCCAAAUCCUUGGAGGAUGAUGACGAGGAGGCGGAUAGGCCAGAUCCGAUGCGACAUAUCAAGUAUAGGGUUACGAAGAGCCCAGAAGCAGACGCUGAAAGGCGUCGACUUCUGCUAACAAUUCGACCACUUUUGGAAGCAUACACGAUGACAUGCAAAUGCCUCAGUAGCGGACCUCAGAAGCAAAUCGUCACUACAACUCUGAACACACUUACGGAAGAGUUCACGCAAAAUAGAAUGCCAUAUGGAGAAGCUGUCUCUACGGACGCGAUUAGAAAUUGCCACAAGUUGUUGCGGCAGUGGGGUGUUAUUGAAAUGUAUUCAGAGAAUCGAGAAAGGAAAAUAAGGAUAUGUUCACCAUAUGAAAAUAAACAGAGUUUAGACGAUGUAUGCGCUAACGUGUAUAAGUUUAAUAUGAACACGCCCCUAUUAACUGAAAUAGUUAAUGUGAAGUGA
Messenger RNA from Parnassius apollo (apollo), 2607 nucleotides. The record is from the annotation of a GenBank genome assembly. NCBI's taxonomy places the organism in Eukaryota, Metazoa, Arthropoda, Insecta, Lepidoptera, Papilionidae.